Messenger RNA from Tupaia belangeri chinensis (Chinese tree shrew), 2655 nucleotides. It is a transcript of the gene CHSY3, whose product is annotated as chondroitin sulfate synthase 3. Gene Ontology annotation, cellular component: Golgi cisterna membrane. The transcript has 3 exons. Bases 1 to 1911 code for a protein of 636 amino acids. Lineage: Eukaryota; Metazoa; Chordata; Mammalia; Scandentia; Tupaiidae. The record is from RefSeq and is a predicted model, not a curated record. Gene Ontology annotation, molecular function: glucuronosyl-N-acetylgalactosaminyl-proteoglycan 4-beta-N-acetylgalactosaminyltransferase activity.
AUGACUGCAAAUGCCAUGCUCGUCAAAAAUGAUAGUGAAGAUACUGACGUCUCUUUAAUCCAAGGUGACAAGUUAGAAGAGUUUCUUAGGUCACUGAAUAGCAGCAAACCUCUCUAUCUGGGACAGACUGGUCUGGGAAAUAUUGAAGAGCUUGGAAAGCUGGGGUUGGAGCCCGGGGAGAACUUCUGCAUGGGAGGACCUGGCAUGAUCUUCAGUCGAGAAGUCCUCCGGAGGAUGGUGCCACACAUCGGAGAAUGCCUCAGAGAAAUGUACACCACUCACGAGGACGUGGAAGUAGGAAGAUGUGUUCGCCGUUUUGGUGGGACUCAGUGUGUCUGGUCUUAUGAGAUGCAACAAUUGUUCCAUGAAAAUUAUGAACACAAUAGGAAAGGUUAUAUCCAAGACCUUCACAACAGCAAAAUCCAUGCAGCCAUAACACUUCAUCCCAACAAGAGGCCUGCCUACCAAUACAGGCUGCAUAAUUACAUGCUCAGCCGCAAAAUCUCUGAACUUCGCUAUCGUACCAUCCAGCUCCACCGAGAGAGUGCUCUUAUGAGCAAGCUCAGUAACAGUGAAGUGAGCAAAGAGGACCAGCAGCUGGGAGUGAUGCCUUCGUUCAACCAUUUCCAACCUAGGGAGAGAAACGAAGUGAUAGAAUGGGAGUUUCUGACAGGGAAGCUCCUUUACUCCGCAGCUGAGAACCAGCCUCCUCGACAGAGCAUCAACAGCAUUCUGAGAACUGCACUGGAUGACACCAUCCUGCAGGUGAUGGAGAUGAUCAAUGAGAAUGCCAAGAGUAGAGGACGGCUCAUUGACUUCAAGGAAAUUCAGUAUGGCUACCGCAGAGUCAAUCCCAUGCAUGGGGUGGAGUACAUUUUGGAUUUACUCCUCUUAUACAAAAGACACAAAGGGAGGAAAGUGACUGUGCCCGUGAGACGCCAUGCCUACCUUCAGCAGUUGUUCAGCAAGCCUUUCUUCAGAGAAACUGAAGAACUAGAUGUCAACAGUCUUGUGGAGAGCAUUAACAGCGAAACAGAGUCAUUCUCCUUUAUAUCUAAUUCUUUGAAGAUAUUAUCUUCUUUCAAAGGUGCCAAAGAAAUGGGAGGGCACAAUGAAAAGAAAAUACACAUUCUCGUUCCUCUCAUUGGAAGGUAUGACAUUUUCUUGAGAUUCAUGGAGAACUUUGAAAAUACAUGUCUUAUCCCAAAGCAGAAUGUCAAGCUAGUCAUCAUUCUUUUCAGUAGUGAUUCUGCCCAGGAUUCCAACAACCAUAUUGAAUUGAUAAAAGAAUAUCAGAACAAGUACCCUGAUGCAGAAUUGACCCUGAUUCCUAUGAAGGGAGAGUUUUCCAGAGGUCUUGGUCUUGAAAUGGCUUCCUCCCAAUUUGACAAUGAUACUUUGCUGCUAUUUUGUGAUGUUGACUUGAUCUUCAGAGAAGACUUUCUCCAACGAUGCAGAGACAAUACAAUUCAGGGACAACAGGUGUAUUAUCCUAUUAUCUUUAGCCAGUAUGACCCAAAGGUGACCAAUGGGGGAAAUCCUCCCAUGGAUGAUGACUUUGUAUUUUCAAAGAAGACUGGAUUUUGGAGAGACUAUGGAUAUGGAAUAACCUGUAUUUACAAAAGUGAUCUUCUGAGUGCAGGUGGAUUUGAUACCUCAAUUCAAGGCUGGGGACUGGAAGAUGUAGAUCUCUACAACAAGGUUAUUCUAUCUGGCUUAAGGCCCUUCAGAAGUCAAGAAGUAGGAGUGGUACAUAUUUUCCAUCCAGUUCAUUGUGAUCCUAACUUGGACCCUAAGCAGUAUAAGAUGUGCUUAGGAUCCAAGGCAAGUACUUUUGCCUCAACCAUGCAAUUGGCUGAACUCUGGCUAGAAAAACAUUUGGGUGUCAGGUACAAUCGAACUCUCUCCUGACAGUCCAGGCAACACACAUUGCCUUUUUUAAGGGGAGUUUACCUCAUUGUUGGUUAUUUUAAUUUUAUUAUUAUUUUUAUUAUUGUUAUUAUUAUUAUUGUUAUUGUUAUAAUUUUAUUUUUUUGUCCUGGUCUUAAACUACUCUUGGUUGUCUUCCAAAGGGUGUUUGUUGACCUCAAGCAAGAAGAGUCUGCAGUUCACUGAUAUUUCAGAUUUCUACUGAAGUCAACAUGUGUGUUACUUUUAUAUAAUUUUAUUUGAGACUGAGUGACAUCAAGGCAAUCAAAUGACUUUUGAAGCUCAUUUAUCAUGAGAGACAGCUUAGAAGAAUGUUCUCUUGAGGCUUAAAGAUGCAAUAUCGACUUUUAUUUUGUUUGUCAAAUUCAAUGUGAUACAAAUAUUUACUGGUGAAAGGUACCACAAAAGUGCUUUAUGCUUCCUAUGGGGAAGGGACUCUGUAACAUAAACUUGAGUUUUGUAAUUUAUACAAGGACUUAAAUAUAUAAACAAUAAUUUUCUUCAUCUUUAGAAUUUUUAAAAGUAAAUGAACACCUAUGAUUGUAUGUUUAUUUUUUAAAAAAAGAAAAGUUUUAAAAAUCGAGGAGUUUUGUUCCACAAGCAACCGGUACUGGCUACCCUGGUCUUAUGACAAUUAUGAGCUCCUCACAACUGUCUGCUAUAAAUGCGAAUGAACUUUAUUUUCUCAAGGAAAUAGGAUUUAAUUAAAUAUUCAUGUACAUUUUA